Molecule: messenger RNA, 1043 nt
Organism: Oncorhynchus gorbuscha (pink salmon)
Lineage: Eukaryota; Metazoa; Chordata; Actinopteri; Salmoniformes; Salmonidae
Product: periostin-like
Exons: 7
Biological process (GO): cell adhesion; extracellular matrix organization
Cellular component (GO): extracellular matrix
Molecular function (GO): cell adhesion molecule binding
Source: RefSeq, a predicted model, not a curated record
UGAGAGAGUUAAAUAAGGAGGGGGGUGGUGUAAAGAGUAAAAAACCUCCCACUCCUGUGAGCGCUCCUCUUUCUCCUGUGCAUUUCGGAGUGGAGUGAGUGUGUGUGACCAACUCUGGAGAGAAACAGACAGACGACCUGAGGAUGAAGCUAGUGUUUGUGGCUGUGUUCGCGCUCUGUACGCUCAGCUCUGUGGAUAGAGUGGAUUCUUCAGCCUACGACAAGAUUGUGACACACAGUCGUAUCCGGGCCAGACUCCAGGGACCCAAUGUGUGUGCCAUGCAGCAGGUGAUGGGGACCAAGAAGAGGAAGUACUUCAGCACAUGUAGGACCUGGUAUAAAGGCUCUAUCUGUGGGAAGAAGACGAUGGUUGUCUAUGAGUGCUGUCCAGGCUACAUGAAGCUGGAAGGCAUGAAAGGAUGCCCUGCAGUGGCUCCUAUAGACCAUGUGUAUGGCACAUUGGGCCUGGUGAAGGCUAGGACAACCCAGAAGUACUCAGCCCUCUCUAAGCUGAGGGAAGAGAUUGAAGGGAAGGGAUCGUUCACUAUGUUUUCCCCUAGUGACGAAGCCUGGGACCUGCUGGACCCUGAGGUGCUUGGUGCCUUGGUGAGCAACGUGAACAUUGAGCUGUACAACGCCCUGCACUAUCACAUGGUCAACCAUCGCAUGCUAACGAAAGACCUGAAGAAUGACAUGUCUAUCACCUCCAUGUACAACAACCAAGGACUCUACAUCAAUCACUACUCAAAUGGGAUCGUCACGGUGAACUGCGCCAGGAUUAUCCAUGGUAACCAGGUGGCUACCAAUGGAGUGGUUCAUGUCAUCGACCGUGUCAUCACUAACGUGGUCAACACCAUACAGGACGCCCUGGGAGUUGAUGACGACCUCUCCUCCUUCAGCGCUGUAGCUUUGGCCUCAGGUGUGAUGGAAAAACUGGGCCAGCCAGGUCACUUCACCCUGUUCGCUCCCACCAAUGAUGCCUUCAACAACCUUGAGGUAGAAGCUUCCUGGAACGCAUUAUGGGAGACAAUGCUGUUAUCGCAG